AGAGCUGCCGCAGCGCCAGAGCCGGAGCCGGAGCGCGCGAGCUCGCAGGGCGGGAGGAACUAGCGGUGGCUGGCGACGCACCCGAGACCCGGGCACUGCUGCGCUCCUGCUCAGGACCCGCGACCCAGGCGGCUGACCCCGGCCCUAUCCCCGCUCCGGCCCCUAGUCCACCCCGGCCCAGCCUAGCGGAGCCCCCGCGUCCGCCCGCCGCAGCCACCGCUCCAUCCCCAGCCCCGGCCCCGCAUCCAGGCGGGUCCUGGAUCUUCGCGCCGAACCAGCACUCCAGUUCCACGGGGCUGCAGGUUGCAGGGCCCGGAUAACAGAGGCGGUGGCCCCUCCCGCAUCUCCGGGUUUCAAGGACGCUAGGACUCUCCGCGGCCCUGAGGCUUCCCACUGGGGAGUGGGGUCUCCAGGAUGGACGUGUUCAUGAAGGGCCUGUCCAUGGCCAAGGAGGGCGUUGUGGCAGCCGCGGAGAAAACCAAGCAGGGGGUCACCGAGGCGGCGGAGAAGACCAAGGAGGGCGUCCUCUACGUCGGAAGCAAGACCCGAGAAGGUGUGGUACAAGGUGUGGCUUCAGUGGCUGAAAAAACCAAGGAACAGGCCUCACAUCUGGGAGGAGCUGUGUUCUCUGGGGCAGGGAACAUCGCAGCAGCCACAGGCCUGGUGAAGAGGGAGGAAUUCCCCACUGAUCUGAAGCCAGAGGAAAUGGCCCAGGAAGCUGCUGAGGAACCGCUGAUUGAGCCCCUGAUGGAGCCAGAAGGGGAGAGUUAUGAGGAUCCACCCCAGGAGGAAUAUCAGGAGUAUGAGCCAGAGGCGUAGGGGCCCAGGACAGCCCCCACCAGCAGCACAAUUCUGUCCCUGUCCCUGCCCCGCCCCCUAGAGCCAGGGCUGUCCUUUGACUCCUUCUCCCCAAUCACGAGAUCUUCCUUCCGCUCUGAGGCAACCUCCUCCGAGCCUGUGUUAGUGUCUGUCCAUCUGUCUGUCCUACCCGCCCACGUCCAACCCUGGGGCGUGGACAGGGCCGGGGUUGCGGCCGCGGCUGGGAGCCUCGCCCCUCCAGUGUUGCCUCCUCCUGUCCAGCGUCUGCGCGGAUGUAGCAUGUUCUAUAUGUUUUUAAACGAAGAUCCGAAGCGACGGCUCCUCCCCAUCCCCGACAGUGGCUCUCCAAGGGGCCCCCGGGCAGCCUCAGAGCACCCCGCCCCACUCCCAUUAACCCCGAGAACAUUUUUUUUAACCAAAACCAGGAGCCAGGCUGUGCCAUGUCCCCCCUCCCACCGCCCCCAGCCGGCCCUGUCCGAACGCGGGCGUCGUGUGUUGUGAUUGUGGCAUGGAGAGUCCCCAUCCCCCCGUGUGAGCGUGUCCCGGGCGGGUGGGCCCGGCCGCCCCCCGCGAGUCCAUGAAUAAAGCUAAUCUGUCUGUA
This is a messenger RNA of Rhinopithecus roxellana (golden snub-nosed monkey), 1420 nucleotides long. It is a transcript of the gene SNCB, whose product is annotated as synuclein beta. Gene Ontology annotation, cellular component: cytoplasm; axon terminus; neuronal cell body. The transcript is spliced from 7 exons. Gene Ontology annotation, molecular function: cuprous ion binding. Gene Ontology annotation, biological process: synapse organization; synaptic vesicle endocytosis; chemical synaptic transmission. Lineage: Eukaryota; Metazoa; Chordata; Mammalia; Primates; Cercopithecidae. The coding region runs from base 415 to 819 and encodes 134 amino acids. The record is from RefSeq and is a predicted model, not a curated record.